Messenger RNA from Penicillium samsonianum, 420 nucleotides. Its product is annotated as Major facilitator superfamily domain general substrate transporter. The record is from RefSeq and is a predicted model, not a curated record. The transcript is spliced from 4 exons. Lineage: Eukaryota; Fungi; Ascomycota; Eurotiomycetes; Eurotiales; Aspergillaceae. Bases 1 to 420 code for a protein of 139 amino acids.
AUGUCAACACAACAUCUAGAAAAAGCCGAGCCUGCACAGGCUACGGAGCCUACAGUCACGGAAAGGCCCCCGUCUAAGCAGUCGUUCAUGUCAAAAGUUCGACUGCGCGAACCUGGCCCGACAGCCCUUUCACUCGCCCAGAAGAAGGCCCUCACCACCAUUCUUUAUGGCUUGAAUAGCAUGGGUGCCACUUGGGCAAGUUCAAUACACUCGCCUGCCACCCCAAGCAUCGAGAAAGAAUUCCAUCUGGGCUCCCGGGACUCUCUCGCCGCAAGGCGGGUGGGCCCCCGGGAUGAAGAUUCAUUGAGCAAAAGACUCGAAGAAUUUACACCUCGAUUCACCUCUGUAAACAAUUUGUUCAUUGGCAAUUCCGCUGUUCUGUCAAGUCCAGAGUUGCCUCUCAGCUGUGACGGCCAAUAA